CAUUUGUUUGAUUGUUUUGCCCUAAUUUAAUUCUUCACAAAAGGACUGUGAACUUAAAGCCUGAAAAAAUGUCAAAAAUAUGGUCAAGAUUAUCUGCGAUGUUCAGAAAUCGGACAUUUAUUGGAGCCGAUAAAUCCGGAAAUCAAUAUUAUGUUCGUACUGAACAGAUCGACGGUAUCAUGAAAGAGAAACGGUGGGUGGAGUUUAAAGGGGAAGUUGAUUCGACCUCCAUACCUGUUGAAUGGAUAUGUUGGCUGAAUGGGCAGCGUAAGAUAGCUCCAACGCCAGAGGAGAUGGCUAUGCUGGAGGCAAGGCGUCAACGAGUUAAAGAAAAUGUUGCCCUUCUCAAGAAGGAAGAGGAAGAAAGGAAAGCCAGAGAAGGCAGUAGUCGUAAAAUAACAAGCAUAGGUAAAGGUGAUGGCCCAGAUUUAAAAAGUUUCAUUCAACAACUCCCAGUUUCCUCAGAAGCUGACCAGUCUGGGGAAGAAUCUGAAGCAACAAGUAGCAAGUGGAGUACCAAGAAACAAGAGGAGAAAGAAGUCCCUGAACAAAAGCCAGAGUCAGCAGAGCCAACAGGAUCAGGUGCCUCAUUUAGACCAGGAACAUGGCAACCUCCUACCUGAUAUAUUAUCAUCUUCAUAUUUUGUACAAUAUGAUCAUAAGUCAUAACAAUCGCAAGAGGGGCCCAGGCUGGCUCGUAAUCAUGUUUCGUGCACCUUGAGUUUUUAAAAUUUGAGUUACCCUUAUCCUGUUGAUUGUUGCAAGUAUCAUUCAUGACCAUAUGAACGGUGCAAGAAAGGAGCACCAUGUCGGCUUGUCGCAUAUUUGCUAAUGGCAUAUGGAUUAAUAGAUUAUGGGGUAUGACAUUAUUCAUAGUUGAUGACAAAGAUAUGAUUUUGUAUGGAAAGAUUUGGGUGUUGUUUGUUUAAUUAUUUACGUUAUUUCGUUAAUCACCCAAGUAUUUCUGUAUUGUAAUUCUUUUACAAGUUACAUGAUGGAAAUAAGGACCCAGCUAGGACUUGUCCA
Erigeron canadensis is the source of this 1026-nucleotide messenger RNA. RefSeq lists its product as uncharacterized. Bases 69 to 623 code for a protein of 184 amino acids. Lineage: Eukaryota; Viridiplantae; Streptophyta; Magnoliopsida; Asterales; Asteraceae. Gene Ontology annotation, cellular component: membrane. The transcript has 9 exons. The record is from RefSeq and is a predicted model, not a curated record. Gene Ontology annotation, biological process: response to oxidative stress; mitochondrial respiratory chain complex I assembly.